This is a messenger RNA of Cajanus cajan (pigeon pea), 2079 nucleotides long. Its product is annotated as Sugar isomerase (SIS) family protein. Gene Ontology annotation, cellular component: cytosol. Gene Ontology annotation, molecular function: glucose-6-phosphate isomerase activity; carbohydrate derivative binding; monosaccharide binding. Gene Ontology annotation, biological process: glucose 6-phosphate metabolic process; glycolytic process; gluconeogenesis. Lineage: Eukaryota; Viridiplantae; Streptophyta; Magnoliopsida; Fabales; Fabaceae. The record is from RefSeq and is a predicted model, not a curated record.
CGUGGACGUGUAACCUUCGCCACUCGCCAAGAAGAACCAAGUGAGCUCCGAGGAAGCUCCUACUUACAUUCAACGCACAACGCGAGUCUCGAACUCACUCUCUCUCUUUCACACACACACACUCUUCCUCUUUCCGCAUAUGGCUCUCAUCUCCGACACCCAGCCAUGGAAGGACCUCAAGGCACAUGUGGACGACAUCAACCAAACGCAUCUACGCGAUCUAUUGACCGACGAUAACCGGUGCCAGUCCAUGCUGGUUGACUUCGAUGACAUUCUGCUCGACUAUUCGAGGCAACAAGCCACUCCUGAAACUAUCCAGAAGCUCUUUCAAUUAGCAGAGGCUGCAUCGCUCAAAGAAAAGAUUAACCGCAUGUACAGCGGGGAACAUAUAAACAGCACGGAAGAUAGGUCAGUGCUUCACGUGGCCCUUCGUGCUUCAAGGGAUGCUGUCAUACAGAGUGAUGGGAAGAAUGUUGUCCCUGAAGUUUGGAAAGUUCUUGACCAGAUUCAGGAGUUCUCUGAGCGGGUUCGCAAUGGUUCUUGGGUUGGUGCUACAGGGAAGCCUUUGAAGGACGUUGUUGCAAUUGGUAUUGGGGGAAGCUUCUUAGGUCCCCUGUUUGUACACACUGCUCUUCAAACGGACCCUGAAGCUAUUGAAUCCGCAAGGGGUCGUCAGCUGCGCUUUCUUGCAAAUGUUGAUCCUAUUGACGUUGCUAGAAAUAUCACAGGAUUAAAUCCUGAAACAACUCUUGUUGUGGUUGUUUCAAAGACUUUUACAACAGCUGAAACCAUGCUGAAUGCACGAACUCUUAGAGAAUGGAUUUCAUCUGCACUUGGGCCCUCUGCAGUUGCAAAGCAUAUGGUGGCUGUUAGCACAAAUCUCACGCUUGUGGAAAAGUUUGGAAUUGAUCCUAACAAUGCUUUUGCAUUUUGGGAUUGGGUCGGUGGCCGGUAUAGUGUUUGCAGCGCUGUUGGGGUUUUGCCAUUAUCUCUACAAUACGGUUUCUCAGUAAUAGAGAAGUUUUUAAGGGGUGCUUCAAGCAUUGAUCAACAUUUCUAUUCACAGCCAUUUGAAAAGAAUAUACCUGUGCUUCUGGGUUUGUUGAGCAUAUGGAAUGUUUCAUUUCUUGGAUAUCCUGCCAGAGCCAUCUUACCUUAUAGCCAAGCUCUGGAGAAGUUUGCCCCACACAUUCAACAGGUUAGCAUGGAAAGUAACGGCAAGGGUGUUUCAAUUGAUGGUGUUCCUCUACCAUUUGAGGCUGGUGAAAUUGAUUUUGGUGAACCAGGAACUAAUGGGCAGCAUAGCUUUUAUCAGCUCAUACAUCAGGGGCGUGUAAUUCCUUGCGAUUUUAUUGGAGUUGUGAAAAGUCAGCAACCUGUCUUUCUGAAAGGUGAAGUGGUGAGUAACCAUGACGAGCUAAUGUCCAACUUUUUUGCACAGCCUGAUGCCCUUGCAUAUGGGAAGACAGCAGACCAGCUGCAAAAGGAGAAUGUUUCCCCACACCUUAUUUCUCACAAGACAUUCAGUGGCAAUCGACCUUCUCUCAGCCUACUGCUUCCAUCAUUGAAUGCUUACAAUAUUGGGCAGUUGUUGGCAAUCUAUGAACACAGAAUUGCUGUCGAGGGCUUCAUUUGGGGAAUCAAUUCUUUUGAUCAGUGGGGAGUAGAGCUGGGGAAGUCACUGGCUACUCAAGUCAGAAAGCAACUUAAUGCAUCUCGUACUAAAGGUGAACCAGUUCAGGGCUUUAAUUUCAGUACUUCAACAAUGUUGACAAGAUAUCUUCAGGCAAGUUCAGAUGUCCCAGCAGAUCUGCCAACUGCUUUACCGAAGAUAUAGAGUACCUUUUUGCCGUUUGUUAUUUUGAUGCUGAAUUAAUAAGGAAAUAAUCGGGUGAAUCCUAUAUGUUAUGUAUAUACUAUAUACAGCAUGCCUACGGACAAUUUUAUUUUUCUCUCUCUUUUUUCUGGUGUUUUAACUUGUUUAGCACGAUACUUGGAUAUCCUAUUUUAUUUUUUCUCUAGCCGUUGAGUUAUCUCCUGAUGAGAAAAGAGAAAAGUGAAAAGCAUUUUGGAUUCUAA